AGACGACUUUUCUCCAAUGGUCCAAAGCGACAUGUCCAAGUCGCCUCCCACAGCGGCGGCGGUGGCGCAGGAGGUGCAGAUGGAACUGCUGGAGAACGCGGCUCCCGCGGGGGCGCUCGGAGCCGCCGCACAGUCUUAUGGAAAAGGAGCCAGAAGGAAAAACCGAUUUAAAGGGUCUGAUGGGAGCACAUCCUCUGAUACUACCUCAAACAGUUUCGUUCGUCAGGGCUCGGCAGACUCCUACACCAGCCGUCCAUCCGAUUCAGAUGUGUCUCUGGAGGAGGACCGGGAGGCAGUGCGCAGAGAAGCUGAGCGACAGGCCCAGGCACAGUUGGAAAAAGCCAAGACAAAGCCUGUUGCAUUUGCAGUUCGGACAAAUGUCAGCUACAGUGCAGCCCAUGAAGAUGAUGUCCCAGUGCCAGGCAUGGCCAUCUCAUUUGAAGCAAAAGAUUUUCUGCAUGUUAAGGAAAAAUUUAACAAUGACUGGUGGAUAGGGCGUUUGGUUAAAGAAGGCUGUGAAAUCGGAUUCAUUCCAAGCCCAGUCAAACUAGAAAACAUGAGGCUACAGCACGAACAGAGAGCCAAGCAAGGGAAAUUCUAUUCCAGUAAAUCAGGAGGAAAUUCAUCAUCCAGUUUGGGUGACAUUGUACCUAGUUCCAGAAAGUCUACACCUCCAUCAUCUGCUAUAGACAUAGAUGCUACUGGCUUAGAUGCAGAAGAAAAUGAUAUUCCAGCAAACCACCGCUCCCCUAAACCCAGUGCAAACAGUGUAACGUCACCCCACUCCAAAGAGAAAAGAAUGCCCUUCUUUAAGAAGACAGAGCACACUCCUCCGUAUGAUGUAGUGCCCUCCAUGCGACCCGUGGUCCUCGUGGGCCCUUCUCUGAAAGGGUAUGAGGUCACAGAUAUGAUGCAGAAAGCAUUGUUUGAUUUUUUAAAACACAGAUUUGAAGGACGGAUCUCGAUCACAAGGGUCACUGCUGAUAUCUCGCUUGCCAAACGCUCAGUAUUAAACAACCCCAGUAAGCAUGCAAUAAUAGAAAGAUCCAACACAAGGUCAAGCUUAGCGGAAGUUCAGAGUGAAAUUGAAAGGAUCUUUGAACUUGCAAGGACGCUGCAAUUGGUAGUGCUUGAUGCAGACACUAUUAACCAUCCAGCUCAACUUAGUAAAACCUCCUUGGCCCCUAUUAUAGUAUAUGUGAAGAUUUCUUCUCCUAAGGUUUUACAAAGGUUAAUAAAAUCUCGAGGGAAAUCUCAAGCAAAACACCUUAAUGUCCAGAUGGUAGCAGCUGAUAAACUGGCUCAGUGUCCUCCGGAGCUGUUUGAUGUGAUCUUGGAUGAGAACCAGCUUGAGGAUGCUUGUGAGCACCUUGCCGACUAUCUGGAGGCCUACUGGAAGGCCACCCAUCCUCCCAGCAGCAGUCUCCCCAACCCUCUCCUCAGCCGUACUUUAGCCACAUCAACUCUGCCUGUCAGCCCCACCCUUGCCUCCAAUUCACAGAGUUCUCAAGGUGAGCAGAGGACAGAUCGUUCGGCUCCUGCCCGUUCUGCUUCCCAGGCUGAAGAAUCUUGCCUGGAACCAGUGAAGAAAUCCCAGCAUCGGUCUUCCUCCUCAGCCCCACACCACAACCACCGCAGCGGCACCAGCCGAGGACUCUCCAGGCAAGAGACAUUUGAUUCAGAAACCCAGGAGAGCCGAGACUCUGCCUACGUAGAGCCAAAGGAAGAUUAUUCCCAUGAACACACAGACCACUAUGCCCCCCCACAUCGUGACCACAAUCACCGAGACGAGGCCCAUGGAGGCAGUGACCACAGACACAGAGAGACCCGGCACCGUUCCCGGGACACAGAUCGGGAGCAGGACCACAAUGAGUGCAACAAACAACGCAGCCGUCAUAAAUCCAAGGAUCGCUACUGUGACAAGGAUGGAGAAGUCAUUUCCAAAAAAAGGAAUGAGGCUGGGGAGUGGAACAGGGAUGUUUACAUCCGCCAAUGACUUUUGCCCUUUUUUUUUUUUUAAGUCUUGUAUAAGGGAACCUCAAACAAAAUCUUUGAGGUCUACAUUGCAAUCAUGUGAUCUGUCUUGUGUAUUUUGUAUUGCUGUUGCUUAAAUAGCAAUAGCAUGAAAUGAGUAUUAAUAUUUUUUUUCUUUUGUAAGUGCUAUAUAAAUUGGCCUGGUACAGCUGCAGUCCUCUGGUUGUAUAUUGAAUUAUUCACAAACUCAAACUGAUUUGGGUAGCUGCCACUUGAACAAAAUCUAUUGCCACC
Molecule: messenger RNA, 2268 nt
Organism: Ochotona curzoniae (black-lipped pika)
Lineage: Eukaryota; Metazoa; Chordata; Mammalia; Lagomorpha; Ochotonidae
Gene: CACNB2
Product: calcium voltage-gated channel auxiliary subunit beta 2
Exons: 14
Coding region: 17-1996 (659 amino acids)
Biological process (GO): calcium ion transmembrane transport; regulation of voltage-gated calcium channel activity; neuromuscular junction development
Cellular component (GO): voltage-gated calcium channel complex
Molecular function (GO): high voltage-gated calcium channel activity; protein binding
Source: RefSeq, a predicted model, not a curated record